This is a messenger RNA of Sinocyclocheilus rhinocerous, 2860 nucleotides long. Its product is annotated as coronin-1B-like. Gene Ontology annotation, biological process: cell migration; actin filament organization. Gene Ontology annotation, molecular function: actin filament binding. The record is from RefSeq and is a predicted model, not a curated record. The coding region runs from base 438 to 1937 and encodes 499 amino acids. The transcript has 11 exons. NCBI's taxonomy places the organism in Eukaryota, Metazoa, Chordata, Actinopteri, Cypriniformes, Cyprinidae.
CCGUGGCGAGCUUCACAUAUCGCUGCUUUUAAUUCUAGGCACAUUCGCUGAGAAAUUUACCAGCCAUCAUCUUUUCUCCUUCAGCGGGGUCGACGCUCUUCCCGAUUUAUUUUACCUUCUUUAACUGUACAGUUUUGUACAAAAGCUUCGUAUGUCUUUUGAAAAUAUACAAUUGUGCAUUUGUUUUCCCUGAUGAUAUGGAUUAAUUUGUCGAUGCCUGCAGAAAUUGCCUGGAUAUAAUUGUUCCACCUGACCAUGCAGAAAAUCCCGGGGAUAACGACACACUGCAAGGAUUAGUGUAGUUUAUAAAGAUCACUGGAUUUUUUGUAUAUAGAUCAUAUUUUUUAUACCGGAAUCGCUUUGUUACUCUUAGCAGGUUUUUCUAAGAAAAGGAACAGGGAAGAAAGGAAAGAAGAAGGAAACCCUCAAGCAGAGCCAUGUCCUUCAGGAGGGGUGUUGUCAGGCAGAGUAAGUUCAGGCAUGUGUUUGCCCAGGCUUGGAAGGCUGAGCAUUGCCUCGAUGAUGUCAGAGUAUCGCGCGUGACAUGGGACGGUCCGCUGUGCGCUGCCAAUCCGAAGCUCAUUGCUGUUGUCAUUGAGGCCGGAGGAGGCGGAGCCUUUCUUGUGUUACCGCUCGCCAAGAGCGGUCGAGUGGACCAGAACACCCCGACCGUGUGCGGUCAUGCCGCUCCGGUGCUGGAUGUGCAGUGGUGUCCACAUGAUGACAAUGUUAUUGCCAGUGCCUCAGAGGACUGCACUGUCAAGAUUUGGCAGAUUCCUGACGGAGGUCUGACAUCUCCCAUGUCUGAAGCUGUUGUGACUCUCGAGGGCCACAGUAAAAGAGUGGGCAUCCUGGCCUGGCACCCUUCUGCUCUGAAUAUCCUAUUGACUGCAGGAUGUGAUAAUGUCCUGUGUGUGUGGGAUGUGGGCACCGGGGAGCUGGUGUACCAGCUGAGUGACGCCCAUCCAGACCUGAUAUACAGCGUGAGCUGGAACCGCGAGGGCAACGUCCUGUGCACCACCUGUAAAGACAAAGCCUUACGAGUCAUUGAUCCCAGGCGUGGAACAGUCCUUAAGGUGCGGGAGAAGGCUCAUGAGGGCACCAGGCCGAUGAGGGCCGUGUUUCUGGCUGAUGGGAAAAUCCUGACAACCGGCUUCAGUCGCAUGAGCGAGAGACAGCUCGCCCUCUGGGACACGAGGGAUCUUUCUGAGCCAAUGGUUACUCAGGAAAUAGACACCAGUAACGGAGUUCUGCUUCCAUUCUAUGACCCAGACACCAACAUGGUUUACUUGUGCGGCAAGGGGGAUUGUACUAUUCGUUACUUUGAGGUGACAGAUGAGUCCCCGUAUGUUCAUUUCCUGAGUCUGUACAGCAGUAAGGAGCCGCAGAGAGGUGCUGGUUUCCUAAGCAAACGAGGAGUAGAUGUCAACAAGUGUGAAAUAGCAAGGUUCUACAAACUGCAUGAGAGGAAGGUUGAGCCCAUAUCUAUGACUGUGCCGCGCAAGUCCGACCUAUUUCAAGGGGAUCUGUACCCAGAUACAGCGGGAUUAGAACCCGCUCUACUGGCAGAAGAUUGGAUAGCAGGACAGGACGCUCCUCCAAUCCUUGUUUCCCUGAGUGGAGGCUACACGGCCCCUCCAUCCAAAUGUGGCACGCUCCGGGGUCGACCCAAACUGCUCUCUCAGACCAACACUAGUCCCACCAGCACCACUGCGCCAGCAAACCCUAUGGCAGUUGAGAUGGAGAGAGAGGGGUUGGGCCAUGGACAAGGAAGAAGGGAUGUAGAUGGAGGCAUAGAGAGAGUAAAGAAAGAGGAGGACCAAGUUUCUGAUAUCCUGACAGAGAUUCGGGCGUUGCGUGCUCUGGUUCUGGCUCAGGGUCACAGGAUCGACGUCCUGGAAAGGCAGCUCGCCCGUAUUGAGGAUGGAGAAGUGUGAAGGAAACUACAAACAUAUCACAACACAUAGCCUUACCCAGAUUCAGAAAGCUUCACUGAAGGGUUAUGGGAAAUGUAGUUCCAUUACUGUGGCGCAGAGAUACAAAGACACAAUUGAGCUUUGAGUUUUGAGCUUUAUCGGUACACUUUGGGAUUUAAUGCACUGAUAUUAAUAUUCUAAAUGCUGCUCAUUUUGUGCUUUUAAUAGGGCUGUUACAUCAGGUACUUACUACUGCUAACUACAGACUUUGAAGUCUGAAUUUGGUUGGGUCAAUAUUUGCAUAAUCAUGCAAACUUUAAAUGAAAAGCAGACUUGAUAAUCUCUUGUAGCCUAGCCUCAGCAUUUAGAAAUGCUUCUACUUAAUGAAAGUAGUUUGAAUCUUGAAACCUUCAGGAAAUGUAAUGAUCCAACAUGCUGAACUGAUUGCUUUCUUUCACUAAAGCUCGAUGGUGUUAAUCAACAUGCGUACAUUGACCAGCACUGUUCUUGUGUUUAGCUGCCCUCAACAGCUCCUCUCUUCCAUUUGUAUGUCUUAACACACGUAGCAUUGAUUUUGGAUGUUGUUAAAGUUUAAUUAUGUGGAUAUGUGAGUAGCAUGUGAUAGAAACUGUACUUGGUGUUGAAGGAAUUUGUGAGCUUUCAAUAUAAUGAAGAAACUUUAGAGCAAGAGUUUCCGAAAUGAAAUGCAGGUCUUAUAGGAAGAAAAAUGUCCAGGUCAAAUUUCACCCAAAAGCCAAAAGUAUAAUAAGAUUUUUAUUUGACAUUUUCACCACUGAUUUAAGUAUAUUCUGGAUAUUGUAAUUAUAAUUUUGUUAAUUCAUAUUUUUCAGAAUUAAUCGAUUUUGGUUAUAUUCCUUAUACUCUUUUUACCAUAUUGCAGUAAAAAAAAAAAUAUUUUGUAUUUUAUUUUAUUUUUUACAUUU